This is a messenger RNA of Copidosoma floridanum, 2309 nucleotides long. It is a transcript of the gene Sec6, whose product is annotated as Exocyst complex component Sec6. Gene Ontology annotation, molecular function: SNARE binding. Gene Ontology annotation, cellular component: exocyst. NCBI's taxonomy places the organism in Eukaryota, Metazoa, Arthropoda, Insecta, Hymenoptera, Encyrtidae. The record is from RefSeq and is a predicted model, not a curated record. Gene Ontology annotation, biological process: exocytosis; exocyst localization.
CAAACUAAUCCUAGUUACAUUAAUGAAAGAUGUACGACUUGCAUUUGCUCGAAGAAAAUGCGAAAACCGCUGCAACCAAGCAUGUCAUUAAUAUGCUGCAACGUCCAGGUCAGUUGGAAAAAGUCGAGCAUUAUAAACGCAGAAUGGAGAGGAAAAAAGCAUCUGUAGAAACGAUGUUGAAAACUGCAAUGCAAAGUCAACUCGAUGGUGUGAAAGUUGGGUUUGAUCAGUUGCAAAAUUCAUUGUCAAAUAUUAAAAUUAUUAAAAAUGAUUUAGAAUCUGUUGAAAAAUUAUUUGAAUCGAUUCCUGUACUCAGUAAUAGACUACAAAUGGUGCAUUAUGAAAAUUUACGACACUCGCAGUAUAUUACAGCCAAGGAAAAUUUAAAACACAUUUUUACAGUCCCAGAAAGUAUUGAAAGAACAAAACAGUGGAUUAGUGAAAGUAAAUUAUUGUAUGCUCAUCAGAGCCUCAUGGAUCUUGAGAGUUCUAGGGAUGAGUUGUUAUUUGAACUGUAUAAGUUACCUAAUGAAAAGCCAGCAGACAAGAUUAUGUUGAAAGCAUAUUUUGAAGAUGUUCACGAACUUUCUUUAUUUAUGGAAAAGCAAAUAAAAUUGAUUCUUAGUAGGACACUCAAUACUGUCAGAAAAGAACCAACAGUAAUUGUAACCGUUUUAAGAAUCAUUGAACGUGAAGAAAAAGCAGAUCACUACACUUUGCAGAGAUACAAACAGAGUGGGUUUAUACCUCCUGGGCGACCAAAGCAGUGGAAAGAAGCUGCUUUUAAAGUUUUGGAGAAAUCCGUUGCAAAUAAAAUUGAAGGUACUCAUGUUGAUCAGAGGACUGAUACUAAAAUGUGGUUAGUACGAUACCUGGAAUUGAUAAGAUUAUUGUUUUUGGAAGAUUUACGUGUUGUGAAAACCUUAUGUGUACCUUGUUUUCCUCCAUCCUAUGAUAUUUCUUGUAAAUUUGUCAAAAUGUAUCACACGAGUUUAUCUGAACAUUUGAAAGAUAUUAUUAAUGAAGGUCUUGAAGGUAACGAAUAUGUUUCUUUGCUUUCCUGGAUUAUUAACACAUAUAAAAGUCAAGACAUGAUGGGCCAUCCAGAUUUAAACCUGAACAUAAAUGACUUGGGAAAUUUACUAAGUGAUGAAAUUAUGAGUCAACUUCAAGAAAAAUAUCUAAAAAAUAUGUCCCAAAACUAUGAAGAUUGGAUGAGAAAAACUUUGGAAACAGAAAAGAUUGAUUGGUCGAAGGAAGUAUCACCCGAAACUAGUAUACAUGACAAAUACUACUACACUGCUGCUCCUGUUAUUAUAUUUGAAAUGAUCGAUCAAAAUUUGCAAGUUACGAAAACUGUUAAUGAAGACUUAACAUUGAAGGCACUAAGUCUAUGCGUCGAGCAAGUAAUAAAAUAUGGAUUUCAAUACCAUCAAGCUAUUCUAGACUUUAAAAAUAAACAUUUUGAAGAUAGAAGCCAAGUUCCAUACUUUACACACCACAUGAUUACUGUUGUAAACAAUUGCUUGAAAUUCAUAGAAUUGUCUCAAAAAAUGAAACAACAAUAUUUGGUACUCACUAUUAAUAAUGAGUUAGCUACAAAGUUUGAAGAAGUGAUCAACAAUUAUUAUAAACUUCGUAACGAAGCUGCAGCAAUACUGUUGGAAGAAUCUUUUUUAGAUCUCGAACUUCAUUUCAACGACCUGUUAACUCCGAAGUGGUUAUCUUCUCCUAUACCUGUAGAAACUAUUUGUGUAACUUUGGAAGAUUAUUUUCAAGACUACAUCUACUUAUCCGAAAACAAUUUUAUAUUUGUCAUUACUGAGGCACAAAACUUAAUAGCUAAACGUUACAUUUUGGCUAUGUUACAGCGGAAAGUAUCAUUCAAAACGUACGAUGAGUGUUUAACAUGUACAUCGAAGAUAAUCUUAGAAGCUGAAAAGUUGCAAAACUUUUUUUUGAAAAUAGCACCAAAUAUUGAACUCGAUUCUCCUUUUGAAAUAAUUAAAAAAUUGGCAGAAGUCUUACGCUGUGAGGAUCCUGAAAUUCUUUCAUUAGAUUUACAUUCUUUGAUAGAAAAAUAUCCAGAUAUGACUGAUGAUCAGCUUCUAAGACUACUCAGCCUCAGAGGUGAUAUUUCGAAAAGUGAUGCAAGGGAGAAGGUUUCAUACAUUUUUCAAGCUCAACGCACUCGUAAAGUACUCCAGUCGAAUCCAACUAGUAUAUUUAAACAUAUCACGUUUCAGGACAGUUUCCUAAACUGGAAGUCUUAAGUUUAAUUCAAAAGGAAUGCAUCUACAGUUAUUAGC